AUGAAGCAAUCGAAACUUCCGCCGAUAUAUUGGACGUACGCGAUGCACCACGCCGUGCGGGUGCAUAACCUGCUUUCAACCACCCCCAUAACCGACAACCUGUCCCCGCAUCUGAAAUGGACGAGAACGAAAAGGGACACCUCCAUGCUCCGCAUGUGGGGGUGCAUGGUGCAGUACCGUCCGCUGACAUCAACCAUCAGGAAAUUUGCAAGCCGCGCGCACUGGGGAAUCCACCUCGUCAUUAGCCACGAGCACAAGGCAUGGAUCAUUCUAGAUCUGCUCAGCCAGAAGACCACUCAUGCGCGCGACGUCAUAUUCUACAAGCGACUCUUUCUCGACCGAUUCUGCGUGAACGAGCGCACAAAGGCGAUCCGCGCUUACGCCAACGACGGGCAUAGCUACGCAACACCCGAGUUCGAAGCAGCUGCGGCUAUCCUGGAGCAAGACACCAGGGGCAAAUUCGCAAGAGGCGAUUGCCAUAGCAGCGAUGACUACGAAGACUCCCCUGGGGGAGGAGUAAGUGGAGCAGGAGGAAGCAGCAAAGGCACAGCACCGCCAGCACCGCCUGAACCAGAGAGCGACGACGAUGACGUGCAGGAGGUUAUCCUGCAGCAUCGCCAUGACAACACUGUUUCAGGGCUGCAACUUCUCGGGCUCCACACCGCCACUUCAACCGCGCCACGCGUCAUCGAGCCAAAGAAUCUGCGCCAAGCCCUCACGGGACCACACAACAAGGAAUGGCGCGAGGCGAUGGAUGCGGAAAUCAAGGCGCUCGAGUCUCGCGACACAUGGAGGCACGGCAUUGACUUCGACCAGACAUUUGCGCCGGUCAGCCGCCACACCUCCGUGAGAAUUCUGCUCGCAAUCGCUGCCGCAAGACACCUCCCGCUGCGCCAAAUCGACGUGAAGAACGCGUUCCUGUACGCGUUAGUAGAUGCGGUCAUUAACGUGGAGCAGCCGCACACGUACGGCGAAGGGGAUUCGCAUGUGUGCCAGCUACGAAAGUCCCUCUACGGGAUCAAACAAGCACCAAGGCUCUGGCAGCCAUACCUACACAACAUCGUGCUUGAGAUAGGCUUCAAGCAGCUGCCCCAUGAUCCUGGGAUGUACCGCCACGAUUUCCGCGGGGAUUAUAUUCUGCUCUCAGUCUACGUUGACGACUUGCUUUACACAGGGUCGAGCAACGAGCUGCUUGAGCAGUUCGAAAAGAAUCUGGCGGGACGCGUCGACAUUACCUGCAACCACGACGUGAAGUAG
This is a messenger RNA of Closterium sp. Yama58-4, 1257 nucleotides long. Lineage: Eukaryota; Viridiplantae; Streptophyta; Zygnematophyceae; Desmidiales; Closteriaceae. The record is from the annotation of a GenBank genome assembly.